This is a messenger RNA of Necator americanus (New World hookworm), 813 nucleotides long. RefSeq lists its product as uncharacterized. NCBI's taxonomy places the organism in Eukaryota, Metazoa, Nematoda, Chromadorea, Rhabditida, Ancylostomatidae. The record is from RefSeq and is a predicted model, not a curated record. Gene Ontology annotation, molecular function: extracellular matrix binding; collagen binding; protein binding. Gene Ontology annotation, biological process: anatomical structure development. The transcript has 8 exons. Bases 1 to 813 code for a protein of 270 amino acids.
AUGCGGACUUGUCUUCUCGGCUUAUUGCUCGUAGCAGCGUCGUUCGUCGAUGCAAAGAAAACCCACAAGAAGAAGGAUCUAGACGAACUUGAGAGCCUUCUCGAAAACAUCGACGAGGACCAAGAGACCGAAACUGCUGCGCCAACAAAGAAAGCUGCUGUGGUCAAGAACCCUUGCGAGGAUCACGUGUGUGGAUGGGGAAAGGAAUGUGUGGUCGGCAAGAAAAGUGAACCUCAUUGUGAGUGCAUCAGCAAGUGCCCCGAGCUGGAUGGAGAUCCAAUGGAUAAGGUGUGCGCCAACAACAACGAAACGUUCGUCUCGCUUUGUGACCUCUACCGUGAACGUUGUCUCUGCAAGAAGGGCUCAAAACAAUGCGUGAAGAAAUCGCACGCUAAGGUUCAUCUGGAAUACCUCGGUGAGUGCAAGCAACUGAGCGAAUGUACUGAUGAACUGAUGGCUCAGUUCCCCGAGCGCAUGGCUGACUGGCUCUUCCAAGUCAUGAAAGAGCUGAAGAAACGCCGUGAGCUUCAUAAGCUCGAGUGGGAGGAGCUUAUUCAGGAGGCUGAAGCUGACGAUGAAAAGAGACACGUAUACCCGGUUAUCUGGAAGUUCUGCGAUCUGGAUAUCAAGCCACACGACAAGGCUGUGUCUCACCACGAACUGAUCCCCAUCACUGCCCCUGUAAUUCCGAUGGAGUCCUGCAUCAAGCCAUUCUUGGAAGGAUGUGAUACUGACAACGACGGAACCAUCUCCAUUCAUGAAUGGGGCAAAUGCCUAGGAUUGAAGGAUGGUGAAAUCCAAGAACGCUGUUAG